Moneuplotes crassus is the source of this 2213-nucleotide messenger RNA. NCBI's taxonomy places the organism in Eukaryota, Ciliophora, Spirotrichea, Euplotida, Euplotidae. The record is from the annotation of a GenBank genome assembly.
AUUAAACCCCAGAAAAUAUUUCAAAAUGGAUAAUCCAAUAUUCAACUGCUCUAUCUGCUGCUACAAGUAUAAUGAGUUUGGCAGGAGGCCUAUCUCACUGCCUUGUGGGCACGCAUUCUGCCAAGAAUGCGUGUUCAAGCUUGCUCAGCAUAGCAUUGACGAUAGGAGCGUAGAGACCAACCCUACUAUUUCGAAUAUGGAAAGAGUGGUCAUAUGUCCCAGCGACCAGUCUACUCAUAAUGUAGUGGUUCAGAACUUGCCUCUCUGCUUUGCUAUUCUCCAGCACUUGCCUGGAGUUAAGGAGAGUAAGGAAUUCGGUGGCAUGUUUAAAGACAAAGCUCUCCCUGUUCCUAAUGAAAAGGUAGAUCUCGACUCUGUUCGAAAGGAAUUCAAAUUGAUAUUUAAAAAGGCAACUGAUGAAUACAAAAAGUGUAAAUUUUGGGAUGAGACUAUAAAGAAGGUGAGUAAGCGCAAUGAUGAGAACCUCCACGAACAGAUUACUAACAUAAAUAUCUGCUUUGACAACAUCGCUAUGUCUUUGAGUAAAUAAGAGGCAGGCUUUAAUAGCUGAACUUAGGUCAAAAUUUGAAGAAGAGAAAUCCAAUAUUGAUAAAGAAAAAUAUAAAAGAAAGAAGCGAUUUGACAAAAUUCAAGAGAUUUAUACAGACAUGAAAAGGGCAGACAAGAAGAUCCAUAGCAUGGACUACCAGAAGGUCUUUUGUGCUAUGAAAAGCAAUCAGCAACGCCUCAAUGCUAUCGAGGAGCACAAUCAGGAUUUCAACACCAAGGUCAUCCUCUUUGAUGAUAAUAUUAAGAUAAAGGAUUCUGGAGCUGUCUAUACCAAGAAUAAGGUCAUUACUGACGAAGGUAUUACACGAGAAGUUAGAGGCAAAUCUGCAGAUACUCGUAUGAGCAAAGAAACAUUUGAUGAAUUUGAGGAGUUUGCAAAGCAUCCUAAAUUUGAAUAUGAAGGUCCUAUAGCUCCCAAAAUUCCUAAAACCCGUAGAAAUCAAGACAUCGCGAGGGAGAGUAUCCAUAAAUCAACUUCCCCAAGAAUGAACAGGAACAGUACUGUUAAGAACAUGAACCUGAACUAUGUCAGUUCGAACAAGGUGAACCAAGAUGUUUCAUACAACCAAAAGAAAGUCCGAAAGGAAGGUGAGAAAUGUCAAAAAAAGGAUUCACUUCUUCGCAAGAAUACUUCAAAUUUCCCUAGUGCGAAGAACCAUCGAUCUAUGCUGAAGUUGCACGAGAAUGGAUUCAAGAAGGUCACAAGUUUCUUCGAGAGAGAUAAAUCUGCUUCAAAUCUUGUGAACAAGAAUCAGUUCAAUCUUGAUAAGACAGAUAACAUUCUUGAGAAGUAUAGUAAGAUGCCACUAGGAAAGAUCAUGGAAGUACCACAUACUGAGAGAAGUAAUUUAUGCAACUUUGAGCCACCAAAGAUCAAACCGUCGAAAUCCCGCUCAAGAUAUGACAACGAAGCGUCAAGCUCGAAUGAGAAGGACUACUCUCAACAGUACAAACGUAAGCAGGCUAAGAAAAAUGCAGCUAAGUACUCUGAGCAAAUGGUGAAGAGAUCUAAAGAAGAGGCUGAUAUCAUAAAAUCCUUAGCUAAAGAUGAGUUCAACCCGUUCCUAAUCCAUGGGCAUGGAGAGAUCAAAAUUAGCCAGGAGUACAGCGAGAAAGUGGUCAAUAAGAAGAUGUUCAGCCGUGUCGGAGGCCAUUUCAAUGACAAGCAGCUCGAGAAGUCAGGUACUUUUAAUGCAAAAGAGAGCUUAGCAAAUUUGAAAAAUGAUGGGAGUAAUAAAAUGAAACUCAAUGAUAACCCAAGUAUGUCAAACAGUGGGCACUGGAAAAACAACCCUAUGACAAAUGCUGAUCCAAGAAGAGCCGAGGGCAUCCUGGCUGGAAAUGAAGAGUACGGCACCAAAGUUGAGUUUGGGAGCCCCUCGAAGGAAGAAAUGGUUAGACUGAAAGAUGUAACAAAAGAUUACAAGAGUAGCCAGAUCAAUCCGAAAGGGAAAUUCAACAAAUAUACCUCAAAUAAAAAUAAUAAAGGAGGCCUAAGGAAGAUUAAAAAUGAGAAAAAGUAUAAGGAGAAUGAGCAUUUUCCUAAUGAGCUCAAUAAGAAAAAGUUAGAUGGGCAUAAGAUCAGACAGAAGAAGACCAAAUCUCGUCGACACAAGAGGAAGAAUCCUGAUCAAUCAUUUUAA